GCGACCUUGACCGUGGCGCGAAAACGACUUUCACCUUGACCGCAGCGCGAAAUUCAAAACAACAUGGCGGAAGGAGGAAUCGGCAGUACUGGGUUGGCUGCGUUGAUAGACGCUAUCGAUGAGCCAAACCAGUUUUUGUUUGAUUAUUUAUUAAGGCCUCAAUCUCGAAGAAGAUCGUCUUUAUUAUCAAGUGGCUGUCUUCUUGAAAUGCAGCCAGACGACCAUCCUCAUCAUGAGGAGUAUGCUGAAGUGAUUGUCCCUCGAUACUCGACUGAUGAUUUCCAAUCUCACUUCAGGUUGCACAGGACAAGCUUCGAACAGCUGUGUCAGGAAUUACACCAAACAGAUCCGAGUAUUGUCACUACCUUCUCUGGAGGUAAUACGCCUGUGUCCCUGGAAAAGUCGACUAUGAUCACGCUGUGGUACCUGGCAAAUCAAGAUUCCAUGAGGACCAUCAGUGUUAAAUUUGGAGUAGCCAAGAGCAGUGUCCACUCGGUCGUACACACGGUGAAUACCGGGGUCAUUGGAGCCAUUGAUGGUUGCCACAUUCCCAUUAAAGCUCCAUCAAGUCACCAGGAGGAUUACAACAACAGGAAAAUGACCCAUACAGUCAUCUUACAGGCAGUCUGUGACAGCCAUGGAGUGUUUACAGACUGUUUUGCAGGAGUACCUGGAUCAGCCCAUGAUGCGCGUGUUUUCAGCCAUUCUAACCUGUCUCAGUCUUUUCAAAGUGAUGUGGCUCAGCACUUUCCUGAUGAAAAGUAUCAUUUGGUAGGGGAUUCUGCAUACAUGUAUGCCCUAAAGAAAUGGCUGAUGGUUCCCUACAAGGACUAUGACAGUGUAGAGUCUGAUGACAGCUACGGUGUAGCAACUCCUCAACCCACUGGCAAUACCAGCAGUACUGCUGGCUCACUGAAGUGUGAUGCAAUUGCCAAUUCCUUAUAA
Molecule: messenger RNA, 945 nt
Organism: Haliotis rufescens (red abalone)
Lineage: Eukaryota; Metazoa; Mollusca; Gastropoda; Lepetellida; Haliotidae
Exons: 4
Coding region: 64-945 (293 amino acids)
Source: RefSeq, a predicted model, not a curated record